CAACCACUGCACGACAUACAUUCUACAGAAUUACCACCGCAACUCCAUGGAAUCUUUUCACCGAUGAUCUGUGCAUUAUGUCUGAGCUCGCAGUCGGGCAGACGGUUCAGCUGAACGACGGUCGAAUCGCGCUUGUUCGAUAUGUAGGAACCACCGACUUCGCGGAUGGAGAAUGGGUUGGAGUUGAGCUCGAAGAUGAUAGCGGCAAGAAUGAUGGCAGUGUCAAAGGGGUGGCAUAUUUUGACUGCGAGCUGAAUCAUGGCAUGUUUCUGCGACCAAAAGCAGCCACCAUCAUCGAGCAGGCUCAAGCUCCAGCGAAGCCUACAAACGGGGCAGCAAAGAAGCCAGCAAGGCCGAGCAGUGUUGGUGGUGCGGGUCUUGGACGAAGGAUGAGCUCUGUUCCAGACCCUGCAGGUGGAAAGCGAGCAAGCAUGAAUGCUGCCAGUCCAAGUCCUGCUACGAGGCGGCCAUCUAGCAUGCUCCGAUCUCCAACAAAAUCUCCUACGAAGCAAUUAUCUGCAGCUACGUCGGGUGCAUCAACUCCUCGAACUGGAACUCCUUCCAAUACUAGAAAUCCUUCUGUCAGUUUGUCGAAAUCAAGACCAAGUGUUGGUGGUAGUCGAACAUCGAUGGGGCCUCCUGCGAAGCCAGCAUCUGCUACCGCGAGACCUUCUCUGUCAGGUGGAAUAGGAGUUGCAAACAGGACCUCUGCACCACCAAGCCGAACUACAAGCGGGCGGAUGUCUUUGGCACCAAGGCCUAGAUUGAAGCCCGGAGAGAGGGUAGGCUCAAUUGGAAGUCAAUUGAGUAGUGGUCAGGCUAGUGAAGGGGAAGGACAGGACAAUGGGGAGGAAGACAGAGGCGCCUCUCCUGUAAAGAGUGAUCCAUCAGAUUCUCUGUCGCCUAAGCCGAUGAGUCCUGUUCUAUCCAGAACUUCUGCUGCAGAUCGCACACGUGGGUCACCUUCUUCGAGUAGGAGCAAUGCAUCACCAUCAGCACAAAGGACUGCUGGAAGUAGUACAGCAGCUAGCCGCGAGAUUGAGGACCUCAAAACCAAGCUUCGACUGAUGGACAAGAAGAGAAUGGAAGACCGUGACAAGUUGAAAGCCUUGGAUAAAGUGCAAGCUGAUAGAGACAAGUUUGAAGGCAUCAUUCAGAAGCUGCAGACUAAAUACCAGCCUCAGCAACAGGAGAUCACGGAUCUUCGAAAACAACUGAAGGAAGUUCAGACCAGAUUUGAAUCAGUUGAAAACAUGCAAGCAGAACACGAUAUCGUCGUUGAGAUGGCCACUCUGGACCGAGAGAUGGCCGAGGAAACCGCUGAAGUCCUGAAGACGGAAUUGGAAGCUCUCAAGCUGAAGGUUGAGGAGUUGGAACUAGAGGUUGAAGUUCUGCGAGAAGAGAACGCAGAGCUGAGCACUGAGAUGAGCCCGGAAGAAAAGACCAGUCAAGGCUGGCUUCAGAUGGAGAGAAACAAUGAGAGGCUACGAGAAGCCCUCAUCCGGCUCCGAGACAUGUCUCAACAGACCGAAUCAGAGCUCCGUGAUGAGAUCAAAAGUCUAGAAGAAGACCUACGAGACUUUGGAUCUGUCAAAGAACACUACGACACUGUCAAGGAGAAACUCGCCCAAUCAGAAGCAGCCAUCGAAGAUCUUCGCCAACAGCUUGAUAAUGCUCUUGGUGCGGAGGACAUGAUUGAAGAACUCACGGACCGAAACAUGAGUAUGAACGAGCAAAUCGAAGAGCUGAAGGCUACAAUCGAAGACCUGGAAGCGCUCAAGGAGCUCAACGACGAGCUUGAGAUCAACCAUGUCGAGACUGAGAAGGAGAUGCAGGAAGAUAUUGACUUCAAGGAUAGCAUUAUCACCGAGCAAGCGCGACGUGCAGCACAGCAAGAAGAGACGAUGGAGGAUAUGGAGUAUACUCUGUCUCGUUUCCGAGAGCUUGUCACCAACUUGCAAACCGACUUGGAAGAUAUUCGUGCAUCACAUGCUGUCACGGAGACUGAGUCUGAGCAACUGAAUAGUCGCUCUCGUGCUAUGAUGGAUCUAAACAUGAAGCUGCAAGUUUCAGCCGCCAAAACCCAAGUCAAGACUAUCGACCUCGAACUGCGUCGACUUGACGCCCAAGAAGCGUCGGAGCAUCUGGCCAUCGUUCAACUAUUCCUCCCAGAAGCAUUUCACGCCGACAGGGACUCUGUUCUGGCAUUGCUGCGAUUCAAGCGAGUGGGCUUCAAGGCCAAUCUCAUACAUGGCUUCGUCAAAGAGCGCGUCAAUGGUUCACCUCCUGUUGGGCAUGAGGACGACUUGUUCGCUGGCUGUGAUGUCCUCGACAAGCUUUCUUGGGUCUCUGCCAUGUGCGACCGGUUUGUCAAUGGCAUUAGUCACUGCACAACGGAAGAGUUUGCGAAGUAUGAAGGUGCUUUAUACGAAUUGGAGCCGGUUGAGCGAGCUCUUAACGGAUGGAUUGAUGGUUUGCGUCGUGACGAACUCAAAGAAAAGCAGUGUGCCAGUGAGCUGCAACGCACGAUUGCACUCAUGUCGCAUCUUGCCGAGGUUCAUAUCCCACCUGGACUUGCAAGUUAUGCUGAUGAAGUACACAUGCGAACACUCGUCAUGCAAAGCCAUCUCGAGAACGCUGCUGCAGCCAUCGCUGCAACUAGGACCAUGGUUCAGAAUAUCAUCCCAAGCCAAGGUGAUGAGGAUGAGCUUGCUCAGCACUUUAGCCGAAAAACCGAUGCCGCAAUCACCAAUACGAGAAGCGCCAAGGUUGUGAUCGGGAAGGCAGUCAGAGCUUUGGAAGACCUCAAGACCAGAUCCUUGUCUCUUACACCCGAUACUAUACAAACCUUCGACCAGUGUGAGACCGCCACAGAGGAGUUGGCCAAGUUCGCUCGUCAUAUUGGAGAUGAUCUCUAUGUUCUACUUCAUGAAGAGGGGAGAGUGGAACCGUUCACAUACCUCGAGGUACAAAGCACUGUCCAUCGCACUACUACAAGUUUGUUUGCGUCGAGCGAAUCUGAUUUGUUCUCCACGUAUUCCAACAAGCUGCGAACAUUGACAGCAUCUUUAAUAGACCUUGCCGCUCUCGCAUCAGACCUCGAAAUGACUCAGGAGUUCGAGAGAGCAUCAGCGCCAUGGGUUCUUCGAUCGCAAGAUUUGAAGUCCUCCAAGACAGUACCUAUUGACGCAGAAGAAGAGAUGCGCCGAUUGAAGGACGAUAAUCACGAGCGUGCUAGACUGAUUGCUAUGAAAGACCAAACACUUGAGGAGGCGGGUGUGAAGAUUGAACUUCUUGAAAGUCGCAUGAGAGAUGCCACGAAGAAGAAUGAGCGUAUUAACGAGCUCGAGAAGAAGAUUGAGAACGCUAAGAGACGCGAAGCAGAAUUGGCGGAGUCGAUCGAGUCUCAGAACAGGGAGCUCACGAUUCUUGAUGCUGAUCGUGAGAAGUGGAAGAAGGUCGCCGAAGAUACUAAAGCACUUGGCAUUGCAGCUCCCGGUUCAAAAGCAGGUCAAGAACGAGCUGUUGCAACAGCUCGAGAGAUGGAAGCAUUGAAGACUGAGAUCACCAGCCUCCAAGCCGCUGUUCGCUUCCUCCGCGAGGACAAUAGAAGAGCCCGUCUCAGAGAAACCCCAAACCUUGACUUCUUAGAGGCUCCAUUGAUCCCACCAAAGACCAAGGAAGAAGAAAGAAAGGAUCUUGUAUUGGCGGAAGGACAGGAUGUCUUGAAUGAACUCCUCAACCUCACUUCUACGGCGAAAGUCUACGAUCUCAGCGCGAUGCCCAAAGACAAACUUGCAUGGCGACCAGCAAAGACCACACCCAAGUAUCACGUUGCGAAGCAAAGAGAAGACUACGAAGGCUGGAGUAGCUGGAAGGAUAGCGUUGUCCUGAAAGCACGGGUCUUAGCAGAACGAGAUGCUAAUCGUGGAUUGGACAAGACAAUGAAAGCUAGCAUGGCUGCAAAAGUGCAGUUGAGAAUACCUGACCUAGAAAGGAAAGGUAUUAGAGUGGGAGGAGAGGUUGAGAUUGUUGACCCUGAUGAGUUCGAGGAUUUCAGAGGCAGGCUUGGAUUCGUGUAGAUGAGUUUAGCAAAUAUACCCAAGAGCGCUUGUUUUAGCCCUCAGCCUGAAUGUAUAGAAGCUUCAAUGUAU
Messenger RNA from Mollisia scopiformis, 4154 nucleotides. RefSeq lists its product as uncharacterized. The record is from RefSeq and is a predicted model, not a curated record. Gene Ontology annotation, biological process: establishment of mitotic spindle orientation; nuclear migration involved in conjugation with cellular fusion. The transcript has 2 exons. Gene Ontology annotation, cellular component: spindle pole body; microtubule associated complex; cell tip. Bases 78 to 4082 code for a protein of 1334 amino acids. Lineage: Eukaryota; Fungi; Ascomycota; Leotiomycetes; Helotiales; Mollisiaceae.